GGUGAAUUGCACAUCCGUGAAGGCACCAUUAAUGCUGAAAGGUACAUACAGGUUUUGGAACAACAUAUGCUGCCAUCUAAGUGCCGUCUUUUUCAUGGACGCCCCUGCUUAUUUCAGCAAGACAAUGCCAGGCCACAUUCAGCACGUAUUACAACAGUGUGGCUUUGUAAAAAAAAAGAGUGCGGGUGCUUUCCUGGCCCGCCUGCAGUCCAGACCUGUCUCCCAUCGAAACUGUGUGGCGCAUUACGAAGCGUAAAAUACGACAGCAGAGACCCUGGACUGUUGAAGGACUAAAGCUCUACAUAAAACCAGAAUGGGAAAGAAUUCCACUUUCAAGGCUUCAACAAUUAGUUUCCUCAGUUCCCAAACGUUUAUUGAGUUUUUUUAAAAGAAAAGGUGAUGUAACACAGUGGUGAACAUGCCCUUUCCCAACUACUUUGGCACGUCUUGCAGCAAUGAAAUGCAAAGUUAAUUAUUAUUUGCAAAAAAAAAAUAAAGUUUAUGAGUUUGACCAUCAAAUAUGUUGUCUUUGUAGUGCAUUCAACUGAAUAUGGGUUGAAAAGGAUUCCAAAUCAUUGUAUUCCGUUUAUAUUUACAUCUAACACAAUUUCCCAACUCAUAUGGAAACGGGGUUUGUACACAACGUGCCAACUUUACUGGUUUUGAGUACAUCGCUGUCAUUGUUUGUGAAUUGACUUGCUUCCUCUUGAAUCGCAGACAAAUUGGCAAUGGUGAGCAAAGACAUGCACCUGGGGAUAGGUUGAUUGGCAACACUAAAUUGGCCCUAGUGUGUGAAUGUGAGUGUGAAUGUUGUCUGUCUAUCUGUGUUGGCCCUGCGAUGAGGUGGCGACUUGUCCAGGGUGUACCCCGCCUUCCGCCCGAUUGUAGCUGAGAUAGGCGCCAGCGCCCCCCGCGACCCCAAAAGGGAAUAAGCGGUAGAAAAUGGAUGGAUGGAUGGAUGGAGAUUUGCUCCUCCCUCCUGCAAAGAUGCCAUAAAACAGGCUGCGUUCUUUCGCAACACCUCCUGCCUGCACGGAGACGUCCGCACACGUCACUCCACAGUAUGUAUUUUUAAAACCUUCCUUUCUUGCACGGGUGACGUCAGCGCCCACCUGUGAUGCUCCAGCAUGGAGAACCUCACCAACGUGUCUGUGGAGGACGCGCGCCCGGAUUACGAGCCCCGGGACGAGCGCUUGGCUCGGGUGGAGGUGGCGCUCCUCUCCGUCAUCUUCAUCACGGCCGGGAUCCUCAACUUCGGGCUGCUGCUGGCGCUGUGGCGGAGGAGGAAGCAGCUCUCCCGGAUGCGCGUCUUCGUCUUCCACCUGUGCGUGGCGGACCUGGUGGUGGCGUUUUUCCAAGUUUGCCCGCAGCUGAUGUGGGACGUCACGGACCGCUUCGUGGGGCCGGACGUGCUGUGCCGCGCCGUCAAGUACCUGCAGGUGGUGGGCAUGUUCGCGUCCACGUACAUGAUCGUGGUGAUGACGGUGGAUCGCUACCAAGCUAUAUGUCACCCCAUGGUCACCUUCCAGAGACACCGGGCGCGCUGGAACGCCCCCGUGUGCGCGGCGUGGGGCGUCUCCCUGCUGGGCGGCAUCCCGCAGGUGUUCAUCUUCUCCCGCGUGGAGGUGGCCCCCGGCGUGUACGACUGCUGGGCCGUCUUCGUCCCGCCUUGGGGCUUGAGGGCCUACGUGACGUGGACCUCCCUGGUCAUCUUCGCGCUGCCGGUCCUGGCCGUGGUGGUGUGCCAAGUGCGCAUUUGCCGCGCCGUGUACUCCAGCCUGCACGCGAAGGCGCAGCCGGCCGGGAGAGCCUGCAGCGGGGCGGGAGUGUCCAAGGCCCGGGCGAAGACGGUGAAGAUGACCAUGGUCAUCGUGCUCACUUACAUCGUCUGCUGGGCGCCUUUCUUCACCGUGCAGCUGUGGUCGGUGUGGGACCGAGACGCGCCCACGCAAACCGCCACCUUCACCAUCCUGAUGCUGCUGGCCAGUCUCAACAGCUGCGCCAACCCUUGCAUCUACCUGAUGUUCAGCGGCAAGUUCCACAGGAGGCUAGUGGAGGCGGCGUCCAGAAGCCAGUCUCAUCUGCGGGACUCCAUGCACGAGGAAGCCACCAUGGUCGGCUCCCUCUUCAUCAACCUCAGGAACUUGCCGGACUCCAAACAUUUGCCCGCCCUCAGGCCGCUUCACGGCGUCAGGAAAGGCCAGGAAACCUCUUAACCCGCGACAUUUUAAAUGCCCUUAAAGCAUCGUCCGUGCAGCAGGGGUGUCCUAACUUUGAGUUUGUAAAGAAUUACAGUUACAAAUGUUAUUAAAGGGGAACAUUAUCACAAUUUCA
This is a messenger RNA of Nerophis ophidion (straightnose pipefish), 2334 nucleotides long. It is a transcript of the gene avpr2b.1, whose product is annotated as arginine vasopressin receptor 2b, tandem duplicate, 1. The transcript is spliced from 2 exons. Gene Ontology annotation, molecular function: peptide binding; vasopressin receptor activity. Bases 1128 to 2216 code for a protein of 362 amino acids. NCBI's taxonomy places the organism in Eukaryota, Metazoa, Chordata, Actinopteri, Syngnathiformes, Syngnathidae. Gene Ontology annotation, cellular component: membrane. The record is from RefSeq and is a predicted model, not a curated record. Gene Ontology annotation, biological process: G protein-coupled receptor signaling pathway; regulation of systemic arterial blood pressure by vasopressin; positive regulation of vasoconstriction.